AUGUUUCUGCCAUUUAAGAAUCUCACGUCGCGGCAAAGCGCUGGAUACGUCGUGCUGUGUGUAGCAUUUGGGCUCGGCAUCAAGUAUAUGGAUGAUACAAGCCCUCAGCGAGACACGUUCAAGACCAUAAGCGAUGGAUUGAUCUGGAGCGACUUUGAGAAACAAAAGGACGACAAGAAGCGUUCAGAAGAGUAUGAAGUCAAAUAA
Messenger RNA from Plasmopara halstedii, 207 nucleotides. RefSeq lists its product as uncharacterized. Bases 1 to 207 code for a protein of 68 amino acids. NCBI's taxonomy places the organism in Eukaryota, Oomycota, Peronosporomycetes, Peronosporales, Peronosporaceae. The record is from RefSeq and is a predicted model, not a curated record. The transcript has 3 exons.